CAGUCCCAGCGUCUGUAGGCUAGUCUGCACACUCAGUGAGUUAAGAGUGACACUUCAGCAGCGUCGAAUUUCGUCGUAUCUAAUCCUCACGUCUCGAAAGAGAAAUUAGCAGCAAAUCGCGGAUAACUGCAAACCCUCGACUGGAUACGGAGCGGGAAGGUAGAAUUAACAGUUUUACACAACAGAAUCGCGGACCAGUACCGACGUGGCUCCGUAGUCGUGCGCAUUUCAAAUCAACUGCUCGUAAAUUAGUUGCGAACGAUCCUAAACGCAACUGGUAUUUUGGGCUCCGACCCGACAACUAACUGUAACUGCAAGCCAGAGACAAUCAAGUGAGUGUGACGUUAGCCUGUGCUACGCUGGAUGAUUCGUAGUUUUUCUGCAAAUAGAGAAUCCUCAGACAAUGGAGUCAACUGAUAAGGACCAAAUAACUUCCGGCACUGGGGAAUCACACACGGUGAAUACUGAAACGAGACAAGAGAAAGUUGAACAAGGCCGGGAAAUUCAAGACUCUGCGAACAACUCGUCGGUUGCGCCUGAACCUAGCGCUGCAGAAAGUUCACCGAAAGAUGAGACCGACAAGAUCUCGGACUACUUGGAUUCCCUGAGCUUCGGACGGACGAAACCUAUACUUAGCGACCGACCUGAUGCUGACAUGCCCGUUGGUCCUUACAGCAAAUAUUACAACAUGGAGCACAAGAAGAGAGGACUGGCUGUCAUUCUGGCCUACAGUGAAUUCAGCCGUGGGGGACCAAGUCCUCGCGACUGUGCCUUCCACGAUUCAAAGAUUUGUGAGGCAACCUUCAAGAAGCUCCAUUAUGAGGUUCAGACUCACAUGAAUCUUCCCAGGCGAGAUUUCCUUAAAGUUCUGGAGCAGGUUCGAAACUCAGACCAUAGAGACUGUGACAGUUUGGUCGUGGUUUUCAUGAGUCACGGCGGCCUGAAUGAAAAAACGAACAAGGAAUUCAUCUGGACGUACGACUCCAUGGUCGAUACUUCCGAACUUUGGAAAAACUUGACUCCAGAGAAGUGCCCGUCUCUUGCUGGGAAGCCUAAGUUAUUUUUCAUUCAGGCUUGCAGAGGCGAAGACACUGAUAGAGGCGUUCAGCUGAAGAAACCCAAAGCCCUCAGUGUACAGACUGACUCGGUUGACGUAACUUUGAAUGAAGAAUACGCGAUACCCUUGUAUGCUGACCUGCUCAUGAUGUGGGCAUCAUACCCAGGAAUGUUUGCCUUCAAAUCCAGAAACCGCGGGAUAAACGGGAGCGUCUUCUUCCACUUUCUGACCAGAGUCUUUAACGAAGACGCCCACAACGAAGACCUCUCGUCCAUGCUCCUGAGGGUGACCCGCGAGGUGGCUGUACACUACGAGUCAUACAUGCCUGGGGCCGGAGAGCUUGACAAAAACAAGCAGAUUCCGCAGACGGUGUCGACGCUGAUGCGGAAGGUGAAGUUCUUAUAACCAGAUUUUCUUCAACGCCUCGACAGUUGAAGUAUCAAACGGAUGGACACAGACAAACGGGAAGUUCUCAUGCAAGAAGAACUGAAUUUUCAAAAAGUGAAGCCACUGCAACAUAAGAAAAAAAAUGGGAAAUAAAAACACGAACUACAAUAUGAGGGAGAGAGAAAUAGAGCCCGGGAAUAAAAGCAGACAUAAAAUGGUCAGGAAAAAUGUGAAUAACUGAAUAAAUACAUAUAUGCAUAAAUAAACCAAGUAUUUGACACUUCUCUAUGUUCACCUUAAUAUUGAGAUUAUUAAGCUUUUAAUUCUUCCUGUGAGAAAUCAGUCCACAAAUAGCACCAUGAUUUUCUUAAACAAACGUCAAUGCACUGUUGCAUGAUGGGAAAGGACAUGCAUGCAUUUAAAGUCAUCGAAAAGUAUGUUCUUGACCACUAUAAAUAUUUUUGCAAAGGAGAGUGAAGCAUGUGCUUUUAUUGAGAUAAUCUUAGGAUAUUUAAAUGAACACUUUGUAGCUUACUAUGUAUUGCAAACAGUAUUUUGUAGUCAAAUAGGGCGGGAAUAAAAAGGUGAUUUUGUAAUUUCAA
Messenger RNA from Macrobrachium nipponense, 2046 nucleotides. RefSeq names its product caspase-1-like. Gene Ontology annotation, biological process: proteolysis. The record is from RefSeq and is a predicted model, not a curated record. The transcript has 9 exons. Bases 404 to 1462 code for a protein of 352 amino acids. Gene Ontology annotation, molecular function: cysteine-type endopeptidase activity. Lineage: Eukaryota; Metazoa; Arthropoda; Malacostraca; Decapoda; Palaemonidae.